AUGAUUGCUCAAUUUGCGGUACUUCGCACCCAGAAUGAUAAAGAGCAGCCGUCUGGGAUCGACGCUGACAAGGAGGAUAAGCCGAAUAUUGUGAUAAAAUCAGAGUUCAAAAGUUCCGGAUCAAUUGAAUUCGCACCAUACUUUGAUCCUGAUAAAUUUGGAGAUGAGAAGAAAAACGUUGAAAAUGGAUAUACUGACGAUUUCAACCAAACAUUUGCAACUACCCCGUACGACUAUGGAUACUACGAUUCGAAAAUCGACACCCCGACUACUGUCACACAAUUUGAAACACCUCGCUCAAUUCGGCAAAAUGUUCAAAGCCGCACGAAGACACUGGUUAGCGAUGAGCUGGAUCAACUACGCUCUGGAUUGGCUAAUAAAGAAUACCGCUUCCCCGUCUCCCUACUGCCCGUCAACCUGCGCAUGUUGAAAAUUAAUCACCCCAGUACCGAAACUCCGUCCAAGGAGAGUUCUCACGAGACGGUGUCCAAAAAACCUCAAGUCUUCUUAUAUGACGGGGUACAGGGUGCAAACGGUUCUUUCUACGAUGUCUUCAUGCUCGCCGCCAUAUGCCUCGGUGUCGCUUUGACGCUUUUUGGGGUCAUGUUUGGUUUGUACAAAUUUUCAAUAACAGUGAAGGCCCCUAGGAGAAUGGAUUACCCCGCGUAUGGCGUCACCGGCCCGACCUGUGAUGCAUCAACGGAUACCAAUCUGGCUAAAAGCGCGCAGAUGUACCAUUACCAGCACCAAAAGCAGCAAAUGAUUUCAAUGGAGAAGAUCGGAAUGGACACCCGAUCGGUAUCCGACCACGAAUCUGAGGAAGAGGGUGACUACACGGUCUACGAAUGCCCUGGAUUCGCCACAACUGGCAAUAUGGAAGUGCAGAACCCAAUAUUCGACGAAGGCGCUACCCAGCUGCGCACUACUAAAGUUGUCAUUGAGCCGAAAGUUUAA
This is a messenger RNA of Parnassius mnemosyne (clouded apollo), 954 nucleotides long. The record is from the annotation of a GenBank genome assembly. Lineage: Eukaryota; Metazoa; Arthropoda; Insecta; Lepidoptera; Papilionidae.